Mycotypha africana is the source of this 1080-nucleotide messenger RNA. RefSeq lists its product as uncharacterized. The transcript has 2 exons. The record is from RefSeq and is a predicted model, not a curated record. Lineage: Eukaryota; Fungi; Mucoromycota; Mucoromycetes; Mucorales; Mycotyphaceae. Bases 1 to 1080 code for a protein of 359 amino acids.
AUGAUGGAUAGUGAUAAAGGACCACAAGAAAAUAUAAAUAGAUCAAAUACAGCAGAUUCGUCCAACUUGGCCAGCUAUAAAAGCUAUAAACCGAUACAAUUAUCGGACGGCGUCUAUGCUACUUUAGAUUCUCCUUCAGCAGAUGUAUCUACUCUGAAAAGAACUGAUAGUGACAACAAUGACAAACAACCCAGCCUGGUGCGUGGUUAUUCGACUCGAUCUUCAAGAUUAAUACGUCCCUCUGAAACCAACUCCAUUCAUGAACCCAGCACUCCACUCUUUCGAGCAGCAACUACAGGUAAUGUUCGAUUGUCGUCGCAGAGCUUCUCAGUGACAGAUGCCAAUAAAAGUGGUAAUCCUUUUGUCGACCCGAUAUGGUCCAAAAACAAUUUUUCCUACGAUUCUUUAGGUGCUCGUGGUUCACUCAACUCUUCUAUCAACAUGAGUCGAAUGGGCUUAUCAGACGGUCGUCGUACAACGGAUUUUAUUGAUACUUCAUCCACUGAAUAUCUUAUCGCUAAACGCUCGCCGAAUUCUCCAAACUCUUACGGCCCAGAUGAAAAGAAUGCUUCGGAGAAGGUCACAGAGAACACUUGUUUAAAUAAUUACUUUAAUGAAGACAUCGCUGCGCUGGAAGAAGGGGAGGGUCCAACUAAAGAGAAGAAAAAGAAGAAGAAGAAGAAAGACAAAAAUGCUGGCGGCGCGACCGUUGAGCCGAAGGUGUUCUUUGCCAACGAGCGUACCUACAUGCAGUGGCUCAACUUUGCAGCCAUUUUGUUAACUUUAGCUAUUACAUUGAUUAAUUUCGGUGAUCGAAUCAACACAAUUGUUGGAGGUAUCUUUUUCGGUAUUGCUAUUGUCUUCGCAUUAUAUUCAUUUGGUUUCUCAAGAUGGCGUGCCUGGCGUAUCACUCACAAGCCACAUCUACGUUUCGAUGAUAUUUUCGGUCCCGUCUUUCUGUGUAUCUUUUUGGUUGGCUGCUUAGUGCUUAAUGCCGUUUUAAGAUAUAACCAUCCGUCGCCGACGACUGGUUACUUGGGUACAAACAAAACUCAGACAGAGGAUGAUAGUGGUUUGUAA